UUAAGUGACAGUGACCAGGAUAUGGUUGAGUCCCCUAGUAGCUGCACGGAUCAUCGUCCAAUUUGAGACUACUGUUGUUACCGACAACAUCCAACACAAAUGAGAGACGCCUAUCUUUAUCUUCGACGUGCCUCCGCCGACGCCGACUCGACAGGCCUUCGCAUAAUCAGAAACGAAAGCCACACUCUGUACUCCGCCCAUACUUGGCCUUCGGACUAUCAGUCGUGAUGCAGGCAAAGCAAUAAUAAGCAAUCACUCCUCGGUACUGAUAUGCUCCCGCCUGGACUUAUCACCUGUGGCAGUCAAGGCCAUCAUUCCCGGGCCAAACCCACAUAAUAAUCAUGCUCUCGACGAUGUCGCAUUCCUAUCAACCCGAAACUACGUUUCCAGGUCUCCCAGGCACUGGAAGCGGCAGUCUGAGCGCUAUGUCAUCUCCCGUCUCUGGUCGCGUGGGUGACAAUGGGUCAGCGACCAACUCCGUGGUCAGACCUGAUCGGCCUUGCGAUGCAUGUAGACGUCGCAAGAGUCGCUGCGUCAUCAAUUCCGACUCGACCGCCUGUGUGAUGUGCCAGUUCCACUCACAACCAUGUACCUUUAUCGAAGAAGCAGCUCCGAGGCGACGAAAACAGACAAAUCCUGGUGAUAACAGUGCCGGGUCCAUGUCUCGCCAGAGGCGAUCAGGCUCCGAUGGCAACGCCCCACGACGGCCAUCUGCAGAAGCUGGCCCUGUUAUCGUCGACGAUUACGCGAACUUGGCUGGUGAAUCGCUACUGAAAAAGACUCUUGGUCUUCAAAACCACCGAUAUGCAAAGUAUAUCGGCCCGACCGACGAACAUGACUUUGCUUUAUUAGAUCUAAGGUUAUAUGACGACCUCAGGAACGAAGCACCUGCAGAUCUAGGGUCGUUCCGCAAAGUCGGGCCGAACGAAUUCUUUCAUCAGUAUGCCGAUGCGGAUUCUCCCAGUUAUGUCGGCGAGGUCGAGAUACUCGACAGGAUUGAGCGUAUUGUCGCUCCCCAUGGUGAAGCUCUGAUCAGACUUUAUUUCAGAAUUGUGCAUCCUAGCUUUCCCAUCUUACACAAGAAGGUGUACCUAGAGAAAUAUGGCAGGACACAUCGGGAAUUUUCCCCACCAUUACUCGCCGCCGUCUACAUUUUGGCGCUGAACUGGUGGUCCUACAGCUCCGAACUCGCAAGGUCGGCCAAACCGGAUGUUGCCCAACUUGAAGACAUUGCAUACAACACAUUGCAAGAUGUCUCCCAACGAGCAAAGUUGUCGACCGUCCAGGCAGGUCUUUUACUGCUUCAACGACCGGGCAGCAACCAGGCCUGGCAACUCACAUCCCAGCUCGUCGCCAUUGGACAAGAUCUGGGCCUGCACCUCGAUUGCACAAACUGGCGAGUACCAAGCUGGGAGAAAGGACUUCGAAAACGGUUGGCAUGGGCACUGUUCAUGCAAGAUACUUGGUCUGCUCUGAUCUAUGGCCGACCGCCGCACAUCUCCGAGACGAACUGGGCCGUCCAGCCUGUCAUCGGCAGCGACUUUCCGGAGAGCGCCGCAGACGAGGACGAGGAAGAGGGAAGCACCGAAGUCGACAAAGGUCGCACGCUGUUCAGUGCCAUGAUUGCGCUCACGAAAAUGCUGGCAGAAGUGCUGGAGAAACUCUACUCACUGAAAGCGGAAACUGAGGUCAAGAACUCGUACGAUACAACCAAAGCCAUCCUCGAGAGAGCCAAGCCUAUCCAGCUAAAGCUAAGGUCGUGGUAUGCUGAGAUGCCGGAAGCACUUCGAAUGGAUGCAACAAGAGUGGGCAAGCUGAGUUCAGUCGGCUAUCUGCACCUGGCGUAUUUUGCGACGGAAAUCACUUUGCACCGGCGCAUCUUGCGCUCUUUGUCGCACAACACCGACCCAUAUCUAGUUCAGAUAUGUCGCUCUGCAGCCAAGGCGCGACUCAUCAGUGCGAUGGACUUUUUCAAUCGCCUGAAACCCGAGCAUUUGCAGUCGUUCUGGUACUUUGCCUCCAAGUUCAACUUCGCGCUCAUCGGCACAUUUGCCGGACUAUGUUUCGUCACAUCGGUGAGUCAAGAAGAGGCCGAGUUCUACCAGAGACGACUGCUAGAGUACCGCUGGACGCUGAGGGUGUCGAACAAGAGCGCCGAGUUCCUGGAGAUUGCCAGUGGAAUUCUGGAAUCAGCGGUCGGGUCUUUGUUGAAGGCUGCCGACUCAAUUGACAGUCGGGGCUUCUCGUUUCCUAUGCUUCAACCACAUGCAGAGGAUGGAGACGCUUCCAUGGACCACGAGAAUUUUUCUCCUGUUGCUGAGUAUGGUUACUACGAUACUCAGAUGGAGCCCUGAGAUGAUCAGGUGAAAGCAUCCUUAAGACGACCUGGUCACGCUCGUUCUUUCUUGAACGACCGAACUGAUCUUGGAUGAGAGUUGAUAUCCGGCUGCGCAAGAACUGGUGGAAGGGUUAGGUAGGUGUCAACAGCAUUGUCGCUAUCGCUACCACCGUCUCUUCUCAGUGCGCGGACUUGACCGGCAGGAUGCCUAAGAGCCUCCGGAAUUGAUACC
Messenger RNA from Exophiala viscosa, 2570 nucleotides. Its product is annotated as transcriptional regulatory protein. The record is from RefSeq and is a predicted model, not a curated record. The transcript has 4 exons. Bases 342 to 2354 code for a protein of 670 amino acids. Gene Ontology annotation, biological process: DNA-templated transcription. Gene Ontology annotation, molecular function: zinc ion binding; DNA-binding transcription factor activity, RNA polymerase II-specific; DNA binding. Lineage: Eukaryota; Fungi; Ascomycota; Eurotiomycetes; Chaetothyriales; Herpotrichiellaceae. Gene Ontology annotation, cellular component: nucleus.